Messenger RNA from Sparassis crispa, 1275 nucleotides. Its product is annotated as Cytochrome b-c1 complex subunit 2, mitochondrial. Lineage: Eukaryota; Fungi; Basidiomycota; Agaricomycetes; Polyporales; Sparassidaceae. The coding region runs from base 1 to 1275 and encodes 424 amino acids. Gene Ontology annotation, cellular component: mitochondrion. The record is from RefSeq and is a predicted model, not a curated record. Gene Ontology annotation, molecular function: metal ion binding. The transcript has 5 exons.
AUGCUCGCCGCCAGAGCGUCGGCCGUGCGAAGUGCGUCGCGUCUUGCACGAAAUUUUGCGAGUGUUGUCGACACCGCUGGCGUAAAGGUCGCGGCGGUAGACAACGGCGAGCCGACAUCCGCUGUCACUUUUCUCAUUAAGGCGGGCAGCAGGUUCGAGACCAAGCCUGGUGUCGCUCAUGCUUUGAAGGGUUUUGCUUUCAAAAGUACGGGCCAGCGUUCCGCGUUAGGGACUAUCCGUGAAGCUGAGCUCUAUGGUGGUGUCUUGUCAACAAGUCUGACAAGGGAGCACCUGGCAGUCACUGCCGAGUUCCUGAGGGGGGAUGAGCCGUUCUUCGUGAACGUGCUCUCCUCCUUCGUGACCUCCGCCAAGUUCACCCGCCACGAAUUCAGCGAGUACGUCGCGCCCGUGUGCCAGGCAGAAUCCACCGCCCUGCUCUCAGACCCUGCGACGCACGCACUCGAGCUCGCGCACGCGCUCGCGUUCCGCAACGGCCUUGGCUCGUCCGUGUUCUCCUCCGCCAACAGUCACCUCACCAUCGACGACGUCAAGGCGUACGCCGCGUCCGUCUUCGGUGCCGGCAACAUCGCUGUUCUCGGCACCGGCAUUAAUCCGGCGACCCUGCAAGGUCUCGUCGAACAGUCCCUCGGCUCUCUAUCCGCUGCCGCCACGCCUGCGUCGUCUCCGAGCAAGUACUUCGGUGGCGAGACGCGCAUUGACGGCCAUGGCGCGCCCGAAACCGUGUUUGUCGGCUUUGGUACCACUGGUGCGUCUGCGCCCGAGCUGGCGGUGCUCGCGGCGCACCUUGACCCAACCCCCGCUAUCAAAUGGUCACAAGGCCUUUCGCCCAUCGCUGCUGGCACGCCCGUGGGGACGUCGGUGAAGAGUGUGCUACUCCCGUACUCUGAUGCGACCUUGUUCGGUUUGCUCAUUCAGGGCGAGACGACGGAGGGCGUGAAGGCUGCUGGACAGGCAGCCGUUACUGCGCUGAAGGCCGCGGGCAGCCUUAAGGGCGAGGAUUUGAAGAAGGCUGUUAGCAAGGCGAAGUUUGAGGCAGCGAGUGCGUUCGACAAGCGUGAUGGUCUCAUUUCUGCCCUCGGCUCGACGGCUUUCUCUGGCUCGCCGGUAACGCUCGACGGCGCGUUGUCGGGUCUGGACAAGGUUGACGCGUCGGCAGUUUCGAAGAUCACAUCUUCGUUGCUCAAGAGCAAACCGACGUAUGUUGCGAUUGGGAACACUGCGUCUCUGCCUUACGCGGACGAGCUUGGGCUAUGA